Molecule: messenger RNA, 1132 nt
Organism: Halteromyces radiatus
Lineage: Eukaryota; Fungi; Mucoromycota; Mucoromycetes; Mucorales; Cunninghamellaceae
Product: eukaryotic rRNA processing protein EBP2-domain-containing protein
Exons: 4
Coding region: 6-719 (237 amino acids)
Biological process (GO): rRNA processing; ribosomal large subunit biogenesis
Cellular component (GO): nucleolus; nuclear periphery; preribosome, large subunit precursor
Source: RefSeq, a predicted model, not a curated record
AAUCUAUGGAAAUUUGCAGGUCCUUUUUUUUUUCACUCUUUCCUUUGUCAACUAUUUCUUUUACCAUGUCUGGAACUAAUACAAAACACAAUGCUAUUUUUAUUCAACCAAAUUCAGUGACAGAAACACUAGAUCAAGACAUCUCCAGUGAUCAAUGGUUACCUUUGGAAGAUCUCAAUGAAAGUGAUAUUGAUGACGACGACGGUGACAUUAUUAUUGAACAACGCCUUUUGGUCAACAACCAAGCUGCUAUUCGACGACUCACCGAACAAAUCCGUUUACAUGAUUAUCCUUUGAUCGAAACCCUUAGUUUCACCAGCAAAGAGCCUGUGGUUCUGAAAGACGUAUAUGAUGAUCUGGAAAGAGAAACUGCUUUUGAAAAACAAGCCUUGGAAACUGCCUUGAUGGCCAGACAGAUCUGUAAAGAAGCCAAUGUACCUUUUGCCAACAGAGAAGAUUAUCGUGAUUACACCAAGGAUGAUACAACUGUAAAACAAAACAACAAGAAGAAUCGAAAUAUGGAAUCAGAAAGAUUGAAAUUGAUGAAACGAAAACGAAGCGAUAUGGAUGCGGAUGAUACCAUUGUGGACAACGAUUUUGACUUGGAAGACUAUGAUGACAAUACUAUUAAAUCAAAAAGGGGAAUGGGAUCUUUAUUAAGGCAAAAAAGGCCUAAAUCGGUAAGAACAAAGACAAUUGGAUCAUUAGAGCUUCGAUAGUAGAUUGAUUUUUUUUUUUCAAUAUUAUUAUACUUAGAUGAUUGAUACUCGCGUAGGAGGAAAAUCAAGGACACAUGGCUACAAAUCACCAGGUAUGCAUGGGAAAAAGCAACAAGGAAACAAGCAAGGUGGCAAGAAAGCAUCCUAUCGACCAGGCAAAGCAAAACGACAAUCCCUUAGAAAUAGAAAGUAGAUUUACAAACAUACAGACACACACUCACACAUAUAUAUUAUUCACAUACAUACAUAUAUUAUUUUCAUUUUGUUGGCAUUCUAUCAUCAUACAAUAAAGACUUACACUAUUGUUGUUGUUUAUCACCUGUAGAUGCUUUUCUUUCUUGGUAAUUAUGGUAUAGAUAAAUACAGAAUAGAGGAACGACUCAAAACUCAUGCUUUCCAUCUUUUUUUUUUUU